Messenger RNA from Onychostoma macrolepis, 3300 nucleotides. It is a transcript of the gene plppr5a, whose product is annotated as phospholipid phosphatase related 5a. The transcript has 6 exons. Lineage: Eukaryota; Metazoa; Chordata; Actinopteri; Cypriniformes; Cyprinidae. The coding region runs from base 248 to 1177 and encodes 309 amino acids. The record is from RefSeq and is a predicted model, not a curated record. Gene Ontology annotation, molecular function: phosphatidate phosphatase activity. Gene Ontology annotation, biological process: signal transduction; phospholipid metabolic process; phospholipid dephosphorylation.
CAUCACUUAUUAAAGUGAGGCACGCCUACAGCGCGUGCGGCUGCCCAGUUCAUUCUCACAGACCACAGCGCACUUUACAGUGCUCAGACUGUCACUGACACAAUGCGCUACUAUUUCUGGCGGAUUUUUGUUUUUUACGAGGAGUAACAGUGGAAUAAGAGGAAAUCAUGCCAAUGCUAUCGUAGGAGACCGAAGACCAUUCACUUCUUUCCCGGGAUUGUUCUUUUCUGUUUAACCCUUAUCCACAAUGCUUUACUUUCAGCUGGUGAUCAUGGCAGGGACUGUCAUGCUGGCAUACUACUUUGAGUACACCGAUACUUUCAACGUGCACAUCCAGGGAUUUUUCUGUCAUGAUAAUGCCUAUACGAAGCCCUAUCUCGGACCAGAAGAGUUCAGUGCGAUCCCGCCAGCCAUCCUGUACGCGGUGGUCGCAGGGGUCCCUGCACUCGUGAUUACAGUGACAGAGUCCGUACUCUUCUUGCUGCAGUAUGUCUCUGAGGAUCUAGACAACCGAGAGAAGAUCAUUGUGAUGGGCGACUGUUGUUACCUAAACCCUCUGGUCCGAAGGACAUUUCGCUUUCUUGGUGUGUACGCAUUUGGCCUCUUUGCCACAGACAUCUUUGUAAAUGCCGGACAGGUGGUAACGGGAAAUCUGUCUCCAUACUUCCUGUCGGUGUGCAAACCCAACUACACAGCGCUGGGGUGCCAACAGGUGGUGCGUUUCAUCAGUCAACGGGAAGCCUGCACAGGCAAUGAGGAUGAUAUCUUACAUGCUCGCAAAUCAUUCCCAUCCAAAGAGGCGGCCAUCAGUGUUUAUGCGGCUCUUUAUGUUGCUAUGUACAUCACAUGCUCGGUGAAGGCCAAAGGGACACGGCUGGCCAAGCCGGUGCUCUCUCUGGGGCUCAUGUGUCUGGCCUUCCUAACUGGGAUUAAUCGAGUGGUGGAGUACCGCAACCACUGGUCUGAUGUCAUUGCUGGCUUCAUCAUCGGAGGAGCCAUUGCUGUCUUUAUGGUGGUGUGUGUGGUGAAAAAUUUCAAAGGGAAGCCCUUACUGAGUGAGAUACCGCCGGAGGAGAGUGUGUCCAGUGGUCCCAUGAUCACUCAGCCCAGGAUGGAGCACACUAUGGAGAAAUACAUAGUGUCCCAGAAUCCCAUCACCUAUGCUGAGAUCACAUGACAGUGAAAAGCCUACUAGCCAGAAUGCUGUGGAUAAUGUUGCUGCUCUCCAGUGCGACUUCUUACUUUGAGUGCAACGUCGAUAUGUGCUAUUUUUACACUUCUAUUUUCAAGUGUGUGGAAAAAAAUCCUCUAUACCUUGUUGUCCCCCUUUUAAGUUUUUUUUUUUUUUUUUUUGGAAAAAAGUUAGGGUCGCAUCCCUAUUUUUAUACAAACAUAUUACUGUUAUAAUUUUUUUUUGUGGUUGAAUAUACAGGGUAUUGUGUGAAUGUACAAUUGCAACAUGAUGUCCAUUGAAAUGUACAUAUCCUGAUGUACUAUUUACAACUGUGAGUCCAUUGUUGAAUUUUGAAGAGGUUUCUGACUGACAAGAAUUAUUGUUGUUGAUCCUCAUAGAAAUCAGGUUCUUCUUUUAUCUUUCUGCCUGUUUUUCUUUUCAGAACAGCAAACUGUUCCAGUGUUGCAUCAGAUGUUAUGCUGUGUAUUUCUAAGCAUGUUUAAAUGGCCAAUAGGGUUUAGUUAUUGUACAGUCAUGAAUUAUGAUUUGCUACUUUCUAGUAGAGACGAUAUUGGGGGAGGGACAUUCUCAUUCUAGAGAGCAUCUGAUUGGUCAAUACUCAGUGUAGUACAGGAUGAGUCAUCAAUAUUUACAUUUAGUCAUUUUGCAGACACUUUUAUCCAAAGCGACUUACAAUUGGGGAGCAAAAUAUUUUUGCUCAGUUUUCUAGGAACAUAUAGGAACGAUGGACUUUAAUUAAAAAACUUUAAUUUUGAUUUCACAGGGUCUUUAAAGUGGGCUGAUGUGAACAUGAGGUGAUAAGCAGAAAUAAUGAUUGAUUUUGAUGUCAUUAUGGCAGAGAGCACCUUGGGCAGAGUUGAUGAAUUUAAUUGUGACUGGCAAUUGAUUACAGGACUCACAAAAGAUUAGAUGCUCAAGCUUUUGCCCAAAGAGGCUGUAGGGUGUUUAUGAAGGAUCACUUUGUGUGCUUUAAUGUGGUCAGUGUGUGUGUGUAUGUUUGUGCUUAUUUGUGAGUCUGCCUUUGAUGUCACCUCUGUGAGAACGCAGUCUCUAGUGGCUUAGAGAAGGCCGUUUGUUUUCUUGGCAGAGCUGGAAUAAUACCCGUACCUGUAAAAAACCGAGAGAUAUGGAGAUGGAAAGAAAGAGCGCAUGGACCUUCAUUGAAUGGAAAACAAUGCAUCUCAGUGAGUUCACACAGAUAUAUGGCAAUACAAUAUUUGCAUUUGGAUACAUUUGCGAUUUCACAAUCAUAUGUGUUUUUAUUGUAUCAUAGACCUCAUAGUAUCAAAGGUCUGCAGUGUUUGGUUGAAUUUACAUUCUGCAGAGUGAUUUUUUACACCAUACUUGAGUAUAUGUUUGAUCUCUCACUGACUAGUGAUGAGAUUUGAUUUUCAAAUUCAUGCUUGAAUACAUUAAGUGUCUCCUAAUGAUGUAAAUCAUUUAUCCAAUUCAUCUCACUCAUGUAGUACUACUGGACAUCUUGAACCCUUUUAUGUCCACUGUUUGUCCCAUUAGUUGAUUCUUUCAUCAAGGAAAGCUUGUGAAUAUACCUUUUUAGAGAGUUUUUGGCUGGCUCACUGAGGGUUUUACACUGAGUAAAGAACUCUUUGUAAAGCUGCUUUGUGAUUGUGAAGGUACAAUUAUUCAAAAAGAGCUACUGCAUUACCUGCACAUUGACUUUAAUUCAGGGUUAUUUCUAGUGACAGUUGUGUGAUUUCCUCCCAAAAGAAUUGGAAACAAAUGCACAUUUGAAUGUGAUAAGCAUAUACAUUUGGGAUUAUGUUCCAGUCAUAAAAGCAAAGAGGUAACCAAACUCAACUGUAAGAAUUUUUUUUUUUUUUUCCAAGAGAUUUUUUUCAAAAGGCUUUAAAAAAGUUGGUAUAUAGGCUAUAUCCAUCAUAUUUGGUUUACAAAUGGAUUUGAUGCCCAAAACCCAAAAGUUGUGAAAGAAAUUUUGAUUGUGAAAAAGCCUGAAAUGUUUGUAAAACCAUAUUGUAUGAGAGACGGCUUGUGUUGAUGAUCUGGCAAUGACCUCAGUGACUGAACUGGAAAGGAAAGCAGAUCUUCCCUGAGUCCAAGAUGUCAAACAGUAAUAAAAUAUUUAC